UUUUUUUUUUGUAUCUUCUUUUUUGAGUUGGAACUUACAAAAUGGACAAGCAAACUAAAUAUGUGGAGUGUCGAAAACGAAAUGAGCAACAGCUUCUAAAAAUAAGAAGCCUUGGUACACUUGAAUCCUGCUUUUUUUUUUCAACUGAACACGACCUUCAUUAAACACACACACAUACACCCCUUUUCUUUAUUUAGAGACCCAAAUUCUCCAUGCAAAGCAGUUAUUACAACAAGAACACCAAGAGGCCACGGCAAUACGAGAUAAAAAUAACACCUAUAAAGCAAUGACCCUCCAGCAAGAACAGUACCAACUUCAAUUAUCCGCCGCCCACGACAGAGCCUCUUUAAUAACUCCCUUAGCAAAACCAUUGCCCAUCGGUAGUAAGCGCGACCUGACGGAAAUACUCGCCAUUACCCAUGAAAAGAUUUACCAAAAGAUACACGAUCUGAUCCGUACCCAAUGGAACGAUAAUCGAUCCUUGCCAGCUUCAAAGCUGUCUGUGAUCAGACAACAAAUUUCUCGUUUACCCGAUUUGCCAUCGGAGCAACCGCUUCUUGAGAUAAGUGAAAGUCUCCUAUCGUCCUUGCAGGAUCUCCAUGCCCAACUUGAACUGUCUUACCACUUGCAACAUCAAGGCAUUGACCAACAAAAGAAGCAAUUCAUAAACGAGUUUCAAUCGCACCGUCUGGCAAAGACCGCUUCGUUGCAAAAGACACUGGAAGAACUGAAUGAAGAAUAUAAGGAGUCGGAAAAGGCGUUGGUGCAGCGUGUAAGGGAAUUGUAUGACGACCCAGCUAUUCAAUCACUCGUAAUUAAAUCCAAGAGACUGAAAGCUUUAACUUGUCGGGUGAAGACCGAAUUAGGUUAUAUGGCACUUCAACCUGACAUUUUAUUCAAGCAAAUUCAAAAAAUCGAGAGCCAGGAUCCACCACCAGGAGUAGUAGUGAAAAAGGACUCUGUCCCGCUAGAAGAAAUUAUAGGUUUAAAAGAUAAGAUUUUAUUGUUGCUUGAAACAAACAAACAAAUUCAUGAAGAUUUAACAAGACAAUGGAAAGAAAUAAACAAAGGACGCCUCACACAAGUGGAUCAAUGUAUGGAAAGAAUAGAGACAGCAAAAUUGAAAAUCAAGAAGGAUAAAGUGGUUCAAGAAAUCGAUAGCAUGACACCCAAUGAACUAUUGGAAACAAAAAAUGUCAUGAGCCCUCAUACCUCUAUCUCGACUAUUCAAUUGGUCAAUAAAAUCAUGGAGUCCAUCCGGUCUGUGAAUGAAUUUGAAAAAGAUGGGAUUGCACAAGUAUGUUCUGAUAUUAGGAAAACAUUGGAUUCUCUUUUAGAGAAAUGGAGUACGUCCUUAGAUAAACAGGAUAUUCCAAUUUUAACAAGCGUGCCUACAUGUCACGAUGGAAUUGACAAUGUGAUACAAUCCAUCGAUGCCAUACGAUUGAAUUUUCAAGAAAAGGAACGCUCUUAUAAGCAAAUCCAGCAACAAAAAUUUCAAACAUUGCUUCAAUCCACAAAUACGAUUGAAAAUGAAAUUCUGCAUACAGAAAAUGCAUUAGAAGAACGUCAACUGAUUUCAAAAAUCGGUCAAUCUUUUAUCAUCAAAAAUAAAUCGUUUGAUGAAUGGUUGGACGAGCUUGAAAAAAAGAAUUAGUUUAUGUCUGCAGUUUAUUAUUAUUAAAAAAUAGAAGGUCCUACCCUUAUCAUCAAACAGAUACUAAAAGGUUAUUCGCUAUAAAAUUAUACAAUCACAACAUUUGGAGAAUUCACAAGAC
Messenger RNA from Mucor mucedo, 1778 nucleotides. RefSeq lists its product as uncharacterized. The transcript is spliced from 8 exons. The coding region runs from base 287 to 1657 and encodes 456 amino acids. Lineage: Eukaryota; Fungi; Mucoromycota; Mucoromycetes; Mucorales; Mucoraceae. The record is from RefSeq and is a predicted model, not a curated record.